Porites evermanni is the source of this 1390-nucleotide messenger RNA. NCBI's taxonomy places the organism in Eukaryota, Metazoa, Cnidaria, Anthozoa, Scleractinia, Poritidae. The record is from the annotation of a GenBank genome assembly.
GAUCCUGCGGGAGUAUUCUUUCCGGAUCUUCUCUUUCAUCUGAGAGUGCUUGAUUCCGUCUCCCUCGAAGAUUCCGAGGUACCUACAGGUGCCUUCCUGUUCUGGGUCCUGGAUGACGGUGUUGACGUCGAGCUCGAUGUUACUGGAGUCGGCUAGUCGCCCUCUCUUCAAGGUGGGCUAGGCACACUUGUCCAGUCCGAAAAAAAUAAUGUCGUCGAUUUGACGGUUCUCAGCAGGCUCGUUUUCUUGCCGUAAUUUUUUCGCGUAGCGGUCUUCAAGUCAUCCAUGUAGGAGAGGUGGCUGAUCUUUUCAUUGGGGUUGUUGUACCCGUAGCCGCUCUUGUUCAGAAGGGAGGUGACAGGGAGUCUCCCUAGUAGAUGCCACUUUUGAUUUCGAUAGGUCUGGAUGCCAUCAUGCCCUUGUCUUGGUUUAGGUGGAGGAUCAUCUUCCCCGACUUCAUGUUCUCCCGCAUAAAUCAGGUGACAGUGGGUCAGAUCUUGUACAGUUCGAGGCUCUAGACGAUCCAGGUGUGGGGCACACUAUUAUUAUUAUUAUUAUUAUUUUUAGGUUCAUAGAGCUACAGGUAGACUGUGAUACACUAUCUCAACGACUGGAAAACAGGGAUUUAGGUUGGCAUUUAUUUAUUGUUAAAUGAUUAUUGUUUAUUCAUUAUUUCAAGUCCUCCUGUGACUUCGCCAAUGGUCGCCAUCUUGGCUGCCAUCUUGGAUUUCGCGAAGAAAUUAUGAGGCCCCAUUAGGGGGGGUCUUAAUAUCCCGUAUCCCUGUAAAUUUUUGACCAAAUAUCCCGUAUCCCAUAAAUUCCGGUCACAAAUAUCCCGGAAAUUAAAGUAUCGGCCAUUUUUCAUAUAUUACUCGCUACGAUAUAUUUUAUAAUAUUCGUUCACUGGCAUUAAAACGUAAACUGGAAAAGUAUGGUUUUCGAGGAGCUUAUUGUGACAGUUGUUUAAACUGCUGUCAUUCAAGAUAUGGUAGACAUCAAGUGGAAAGUUAACAAAUGUUGCCACAAAAAUCACUUUUGUAUACCAGUCAAUAUAAUUAGCUCACCUGAUGCCCUUAAUUUCUGCAUAUCGCCUGAUAUCAAAGUCCUUUCUCAUUUUGUUCCUUUAUUAGUUAGUUGCCGUCCUGAGCAUUUGGUUAAUUCAUGUGUUCUGUGCAGUCCAGUUACACAAAUGGUACAACUUGUGUCAAACAACAGUUUAUCUUUGGUAUUAAUCAACCACAGAGACAUUAGUGUCAUUAGUAAGCGAGGAUAUUUGACUGUCAAUCGUAGAACAGGUAUAAUGAUUGAUCUCGGGGUCGCGGUGUUCGUCCAGACCGUGUGGUUCGCACUGUUGUCUCUGAGGGUCGCGCUUCAUGACGUAACGUUAUGA